AUGCUCCGGGGCGGCUGGGGAGAGCAUCGCGAUGCUCUGGGGCGUCUGGGGGGAGCAUCACGACGCUCUGGGGCGUCCGGGGAGAGCAUCGUGACGCUCUGGGGCGUCCGGGGAGAGCAUUGCGACGCUCUGGGGCGUCCGGGGAGAGCAUCGCGACGCUCUGGGGCGUCCGAGGAGAGCAUCGCGACGCUCUGGGGCGUCCGAGGAGAGCAUCGCGACGCUCUGGGGCGUCCAGGGAGAGCAUCACGACGCUCUGGGGCGUCCGGAGAGAGCAUCGCGAUGCUCUGGGGCGGCUGGGGAGAGCAUCGCGAUGCUCCGGGGCGUCCGGGGAGAGCAUUGCGACGCUCUGGGGCGUCCGGGGAAAGCAUCACGACGCUCUGGGGCGUCCCGGGACAGCAUCGCGUCGCUCUGGGGCGUCCGGGGAGAGCAUCGCGACGCUCUGGGUCGUCCGGGGAGAGCAUCGCGACGCUCUGGGGCGGAGGGGAGAGCAUCGCGACGCUCUGGGGCGUUCGGGGAGAGCAUCAUGACGCUCUGGGGCGUCCGGGGAGAGCAUCACGACGCUCUGGGGCGUCCGGGGAGAGCAUCGCGAUGCUCUGGGGCGUCCGGGGAGAGCAUCACGACGCUCUGGGGCGUCCGGGGAGAGCAUCGCGAUGCUCCGGGGCGGCUGGGGAGAGCAUUGGAUGCUCUGGGGCGGAGAGCAUUGCGACGCUCUGGGGCGUCCGGGGAGAGCAUCGCGAUGCUCUGGGGUGUCCGGGGAGAGCAUCGCGACGCUCUGUGACGUCCGGGGAGAGCAUCGCGAUGCUCCGGGGCGGCUGGGGAGAGCAUCGCGAUGCUCUGGGGCGUCCGGGGGGAGCAUCACGACGCUCUGGGGCGUCCGGGGAGAGCAUCGUGACGCUCUGGGGCGUCCGGGGAGAGCAUUGCGACGCUCAGGGGCGUCCGGGGAGAGCAUCACGACGCUCUGGGGCGUCCGGGGAGAGCAUCGGGGCGCUCUGGGGCGUCCGGGGAGAGCAUCACGAUGCUCUGGGGCGUCCGGGGAGAGCAUCGCGACGCUCUGGGGCGUCCGGGGAGAGCAUCGCGACGCUCUGGGGCGUCCGGGGAGAGCAUCGCGACGCUCUGGGGCGUCCGAGGAGAGCAUCGCGACGCUCUGGGGCGUCCGGGGAGAGCAUCGCGACGCUCUGGGGCGGGAGGGGAGAGCAUCGCGACGCUCUGGGGCGUCCGGGGAGAGCAUCGCGAUGCUCCGGGGCGGCUAGGGAGAGCAUCGCGAUGCUCUGGGGCGUCCGGAGAGAGCAUCGCGAUGCUGUGCGGCGUCCGGGGAGAGCAUCACGACGCUCUGGGGCGUCUGGAGAGAGCAUCGCGAUGCUCCGGGGCGGCUGUGGAGAGCAUCACGAUGCUCUGGGGCGUCCGGGGAGAGCAUCGCGACGCUCUGGGGCGUCCGGGGAGAGCAUCGUGACGCUCUGUGGCGUCCGAGGAGAGCAUUGCGACGCUCUGGGUCGGCUGGGGAGUGCAUCGCGACGCUCUGGGGCGUCCGGGGAGAGCAUGGCGACGCUCUGGGGCGUCCGGGGAGAGCAUCGCGAUGCUCUGGGGCGUCCGGGGAGAGCAUCGCGACGCUCUGGGGCGUCCGGGGAGAGCAUCGCGACGCUCUGGGGCGUCCGGGGAGAGCAUCGCGACGCUCUGGGGCAGCGGGGAGAGCAUCGCGACGCUCUGGGGCGUCCCGAGAGAGCAUCACGACGCUCUGGGGCGUCCGGGGAGAGCAUCGUGAUGCUCUGGGGCGUCCGAGGAGAGCAUCGCGAUGCUCUGGGGCGUCCGGGGAGAGCAUCGCGAUGCUCCGGGGCGGCUGGGGAGAGCAUUGGAUGCUCUGGGGCGUCCGGGGAGAGCAUCGCGAUGCUCUGGGGCGUCCGGGGAGAGCAUCGCGACGCUCUUGGGCGUCCGGGGAGAGCAUCACGACGCUCUGGGGCGUCCGGAGAGAGCAUCGCGACGCUCUGGGGCGGCUGGGGAGAGCAUCACGAUGCUCUUGGGCGUCCGGGGAGAGCAUCGCGACGCUCUGGGGCGUCCGGGGAGAGCAUCGCGACGCUCUGGGGUGUCCCGGGAGAGCAUCGCGACGCUCUGGGGCGUCCGGGGAGAGCAUCGCGACGCUCUGGGGCGUCCGGGGAGAGCAUCGCGACGCUCUGGGGCGGCGGGGAGAGCAUCGCGACGCUCUGGGGCGUCCGGGGAGAGCAUCACGACGCUCUGGGGUGUCCGGGGAGAGCAUCGCGAUGCUCCGGGGCGGCUGGGGAGAGCAUUGGAUGCUCUGGGGCGUCCGGGGAGAGCAUCACGAUGCUCUAG
Messenger RNA from Closterium sp. Naga37s-1, 2322 nucleotides. The record is from the annotation of a GenBank genome assembly. Lineage: Eukaryota; Viridiplantae; Streptophyta; Zygnematophyceae; Desmidiales; Closteriaceae.